Molecule: messenger RNA, 1981 nt
Organism: Lytechinus variegatus (green sea urchin)
Lineage: Eukaryota; Metazoa; Echinodermata; Echinoidea; Temnopleuroida; Toxopneustidae
Product: DNA-directed RNA polymerase III subunit RPC3-like
Exons: 10
Coding region: 65-1657 (530 amino acids)
Biological process (GO): DNA-templated transcription
Cellular component (GO): RNA polymerase III complex
Molecular function (GO): single-stranded DNA binding
Source: RefSeq, a predicted model, not a curated record
UUGAAAGCGGUAAACGACUGUUACGAACAUCUGUUUCCACUGAUUUUUUUCAUGCAUUCCCGAAAUGUCUUCUUUGCAACUAAAGUUGGUUUCUCUUCUUGUUCAGGACCAUUUUGGAGAUGCUGUAGAGAAAGUUUGUUCGCACAUUCUGAAACAUGGAUCGAAUAAUUUUCGGAGUAUAGUCUGUGCGACAAACGAAAAACCAGAACAGGUCAAAAAGGCAUUAUGUGUGUUAAUUCAGCAUAAUAUUGUGAAGUUUGGCUUGAGCAAGCGUGGAAUUGUUGAGUAUACUGCGGAUGUUGAGAAGGCUCUACUGAUAAUCCGUUACCCACGAUACAUCUACUGUGCUAAGAAUCUGUAUGGGGACAUUGGAGAGCUGAUUGUGGAGGAAGUUUUGCAUCAUGGACAGAUACUUAUGAGCCAUGUCAUUGAAAAGGUCAAGGUCAGAUUGAAAGAGGCUCUGGAAGGAAAUCAACUAGAACCUACAGCAAUUAGAGAUAAGUUUAUUGACCUUGUCAAUACCCACUUCUUGCAGAGGUUGCCAUCUUUGGAAGCUGAAGAUGAUGAAGAAAGUAAAGUAGUGCCCCCUGUUCCAUGUCUAUCUAUCUUUGAUUCUGACUUGUAUAGGGUACCAGAGACUACAGGAGGUAAGAGAAAGAGGUCUCUGGAUGAUGAUAAAGGAAGCAGCAAGAAAGUAAGGAGAUCAUCUGGAGGAAGAGAACAAGAUACAGAGGUGCCUCUUGAUGAUGGAAUCUACUGGAAGGUGAAUUUUGAACGUUUUCACCGUUAUUUCAGAGAUCAAGAUAUCAUCUUGGCUAUGACACAGAGAAUAGACAAGACUGCUGGAGAAGUGGUUGGUACAAUGCUCAGGAUGAGUGAACUCACGACAGACUUCAUGGCCAGGGAAACCAAACCUCUCUCAUUCCAUGAUAUCUUACGACAAAUGCCCAAGAAGCUAGACAACAGGCAGCUGGAACAAUACAUGAAACUAUUACUUGAUGACCAGACGAUGAUAGUAAGGAAGUAUGGGGAUGCUGGAGGAGGAAUGUAUGAGAUAGACUUGGAGCAGGCUUCAAGGAUCAUAUGUACGGCAAACAUUGAGUCAGUGGUUCAGGAGAGAUUCGGGUCCAAGAGCUUCCGUAUUUUCAAGACACUUCUCAAGAAAAAGUACCUGGAACAAAAACAGAUUGAGAACUUUGCUUUGAUUCCUGCAAAGGAAGCCAAGGAGCUUGUUUAUCAGAUGUUUACAGAGAACUUUAUCACCGUCCAAGAGAUCCCUCGUACUCCAGACCACGCUCCCUCAAGGACCUUCUACCUCUUCACGGUUGACCUGUGUCAGGUCACCUUUAUGUUGGCAGAGAGGUGUUAUAAGUCACUGAUCAACCUCAUGACAAGGCGCCAUUUUGAAUCGGCUGAAAACAAGAGAUUGAUUGAGAAGGAGCAGAAGGUGGAGGCCAUAACAGCAUCCAUGCAAGGAUCAGGGGCCGAUCCUGCUCAACUUGAAGAGAUAGAGAAGACAUUGACACAAUUAGAGAAAGAACAACUACAGAAAUACAAAGGAAGGAUAGCUAAGUUAGAACAGAGUGAGCUACAGACAGACCAAACCAUAUUUAUACUCAACUCUUUUUUACUUCAAGAAGCAGUGGGAAGAUUAUAACACCUGUUUUCUUUGUGAACUGUAUGAACUUUUGUACCUUGACAAACCCGCACAUACAUACGUACAUGUAGAUGAAGAAGAAGGAAAAUAUUUGAAGGACAUUAUUGAUAUCAACUCAGAAGACCUUUCCUACAUGUACUUCAUGAAGUUCCUUUUGAAGUUUGAUGACAUCCUGUGGAAAAACAUGUAUGUGUAAAGAGAAGAAGAGAAGAAAAAUAGUUAGAGGUUAUCUCAUUUGAAGUCAAAGUACCUUUUAGCUCAUCCGGCCCGAAGGGCAAGAUGAGCUUAUGCCGUGGCGUCCGUCGUCCGUUGUCUGUUGUCCGU